AUGUUGUACAAGUGGACAUCUGUGUGUAUUAUCCUCUAUCUCUGUUCACGAGCUAUAGCAGACCAGCCCUGGUGUCACAAUGGCUGUGAGAACAGCCCCUCUUUCUGGCCCUCCCUUCCCAACUCUCAGUGUGGGGGGGUCAGACAGUCGCCGAUCAACAUUGAUACUAACCAGCUGACCUUUGACCCCAGUCUCCGCAACCUCACCUUCAGUGACAUCACUAAUCCACACAGCAUCAAGUUCCUCACCAACAAUGGACACACAGUGAGCUGUGUGUUAGAGGGCCUGAUGGAGGUGAGAGGAGGGGGGCUCCCUCAUGGUUACACGGCCGUCAUGAUGCAUUUCCACUGGGGAGGCGACUCACUGUGCCACCCAGGCUCUGAGCACACAGUGGAUUCAGUCAGAUACCCCAUGGAGAUCCACCUUGUGACACUGAAGGAAGGCUGGACAAUGGAGCAGGCUAAGACUGACCCGGAGAGGAUAGCAGUGUUUGGAUUCUUCAUCGAUGUGACAGGUGACCAACGGCAUGUGGAAUCCUGGAGGACUUUGACAUCAUAUCUGCUGAAUAUAACAGAGAAGGGUUCAUCAGUUGACAUAGUGCAGCCACUAUCCAUCAGUGAUCUGCUAGGAAGUGUGGACCUCACCAAGUUCUACCGCUACCAGGGUUCUCUGACCACCCCCACCUGCGAUGAAGUGGUGGUAUGGACCGUGUUCGAAGAGCCAAUCAAGUUACGGAGAGAUCUAGUGGAGCAGUUUCCUAAAACCCUGAAGUACAGAAACAUCUACCGGCCAGUGCAGCGCCUCAACGGGCGCCCCGUCUACGCUUCCCCCGGGGUGUCAGUGUCCCCACUGGGCCGCGUUAGCAGCGGCCAGACUUCCAGCAGAGGGGCUCUCUCACCCGGCCUAUUACUACUGCUACUACUGGGCUGGGGGUGAGGCUGGAAGCCCAGGGGAGGGGAGGUAUGCAGAAAUAAGGGGUGGAGGGAAAGCAGGAGGAAAAAAGAAGAGGGUGGGGAAAAUAAGUGUUUGAUACUCAAGGGAAGUCAAUUUCAGCCGAUUUCUGUCAAUAAUAAAUGUGCUGUAUGUUCCCUCAGGA
Messenger RNA from Oncorhynchus kisutch (coho salmon), 1096 nucleotides. Its product is annotated as carbonic anhydrase 4. Gene Ontology annotation, cellular component: plasma membrane. NCBI's taxonomy places the organism in Eukaryota, Metazoa, Chordata, Actinopteri, Salmoniformes, Salmonidae. Bases 1 to 936 code for a protein of 311 amino acids. The transcript has 9 exons. Gene Ontology annotation, molecular function: carbonate dehydratase activity; zinc ion binding. The record is from RefSeq and is a predicted model, not a curated record.